Molecule: messenger RNA, 597 nt
Organism: Chrysochloris asiatica (Cape golden mole)
Lineage: Eukaryota; Metazoa; Chordata; Mammalia; Afrosoricida; Chrysochloridae
Gene: RIPPLY1
Product: ripply transcriptional repressor 1
Exons: 5
Coding region: 1-597 (198 amino acids)
Biological process (GO): embryonic pattern specification; negative regulation of transcription by RNA polymerase II
Cellular component (GO): nucleus
Source: RefSeq, a predicted model, not a curated record
AUGGAUUGUGCUGGUUCUGCUGCUGUUGCCCUAGCUCAGGCCCAGGCACAGGAGCCCCUGGCAUUCCCUGAUCAGUUAAGUCCAUCUCCCCUUCUCCUGUCUGGACAAGAAGUACACGGGAAUGAAAGAGGAGCUUGUCUUUGGAGACCUUGGCUGUCCUCCACAGAUGACCCCCCAAGACAGGUGAGGAAACUGAUGGAGUUGGCCGCUGGUGGGGCAACCGCUGCUGAGGUCACCAAGGCUGACUUCAAAUUCCAUCACCCCGUCAGGCUCUUCUGGCCUAAAUCUCGCUCCUUUGACUACCUAUAUAGUGAUGGGCAGAUUUUACUGCAUAACUUCCCUGUCCAAGCAACCAUCAACUUGUAUGAAGACUCUGACACUGAAGAUGAGGAAGACGAAGAAGAAGAGGAUGAAGAAGAGAAAGGGGAGGCAGAUAUAAAGACCCCAGAAGAGUGUGUGAGGGAAAGACGAGUGAAGAAAAUUGCAGGUGUACGGAAGCAAUUAGUCCAACGGAUCUUGGGACCAAAAGAACUAGAUGGUGUUCCGCCACCACUACAAACUACUUUGAAAGCGAUCACAUUAGAAGGUCCUAAAUAG